UGGCGCAGGACCCAGCGGCAGCAUGGACGCAGAUGAGUUGAUUGAAUCCAUCAUCAGAGCGCUCAUGUUCAUUGCGGGGAUCCUGGGAAACAACUGGCUCGCCAUAACCUCUCUCCCCAAGAGGAGAUCUGACAUCCGCACCAAUGAGAUCCUGUUGGUCAACCUGGCUGUCUCCAACCUCAUCACCAACUGCCUGGUGGACGCCCCCGACACCAUGGCAGACUUUGCCGGCCGAUGGUUCCUGGGGGCGACCUUCUGCGGCAUCUUCCGCUUCUCCGCGGACCUCUCGGAAACCAGCAGCCUCUUCACCACCCUCUUCAUCUGCGCCUUUUGGCACCAGAAGCUGGUCGGCUCUCUCAAGCGGGGAGGCGCACCGGUGCAGCUGGAGAACCUGCGCCUGGUGGGGUGUCUGCUGGCCGGGAGCUGGACACUGUCCACCGUCUUCAGCAUCCCUCACUUCUUCUUCGUCUCGCUAGAGGGGACAAAUGGGAGCCACGAAGACUGCGUAGACGUCUUCCCCGACGCACUCUCCAGCCAAAUAUACGAUAUAUUUUUUCUGGUUUUGGCCAACGCUUUGCCCGUUGCGGGGAUCAUGGUCGCAAGCGUCCAGAUUGUCGUAACUUUGCUCCAAAACCAGAAGCGCAUACGGAGCCGUUCAUCUGACCCGGCCAAGGGGGCGAUCAAAGAAAACCACCCAGAAAGGUCUGUCAGCAGUGUUUCUGUUCCAGACCACUGUAAGGACCUCAAAGGUCCGUCUUCACCAGCCCACUCAGGUAAAACUGGGCACAAAGCGGACAGCGGAGUAGAAGCUCAGGCAAAUCCUUCACGGCCCAGCCAGAUGCCUUCUAAGCAGAGCACCAGCGCGCACUCUCAGGUGAGGGCAGCGAAGAGUGUGGUGGCCGUGGCCACUGUGGUCCUCAUCUGUUGGGUGACCCACCUACUUCUGCGCAUCAGCAACAACAUCCAGACUUCGUCGCUGAUGAUGGAGCUGGCCAGUUACAUCGGAGCGUCCUACACCUGCAUCAUCCCGUAUAUAUUUCUGCACGGACUAAAAAAACUGUCCUGCUGUCGUAAAUCAUAGAAAAUGCAGUGUGCAUUCGGUUGAGACC
This is a messenger RNA of Fundulus heteroclitus (mummichog), 1109 nucleotides long. RefSeq names its product rhodopsin. The transcript has a single exon. Gene Ontology annotation, biological process: G protein-coupled receptor signaling pathway. NCBI's taxonomy places the organism in Eukaryota, Metazoa, Chordata, Actinopteri, Cyprinodontiformes, Fundulidae. Bases 23 to 1081 code for a protein of 352 amino acids. Gene Ontology annotation, cellular component: membrane. Gene Ontology annotation, molecular function: G protein-coupled receptor activity; peptide binding. The record is from RefSeq and is a predicted model, not a curated record.